AUGCCGGUAACUCGGAGAACAAACACUCAGGAUCGUCCCAAUGAAGAGCAUGUUGAAGUCGUUGAUGAAACCGAUCUUUCUGAAACGGUGCGAUUGUUGAAGCAAGAAAUGGAGUUGAUGAAGCAGCAAAGAGAGAGAGAUGCAAGGGAGCUUUCGGCCUUGAGAGCUGAGAAUGAGGUGUUGAAAAGUCAAGAUACUUCUUGGAAACCUACUCAUGCCACCAACACACAAACUCAAGGGUCGUAUCAAUCUCACGCGAUACAUACUUCGGUUCCCCAUGCUUCGGCAGCAGUCCCUGAGAAGUUCCCCUCGGCUUUACCAACUGUGGGUCGUCCUGCAGAUAUGAUGACUGUUGGAUCGCAUCGACACCCUUUUACCCCCUCCAUUAUGCAACUCCCCUUAAUGGAUAAUUGGAAAGCUUUACCUAUUGAUAAAUACGAUGGUACGACAGAUCCUGAUGAGCAUUUGGAUGUUUUUCUGACGCAGGUAACUCUGAGCACAACGGAUGAUGCUGCGUUGUGUAGGAUCUUUCCUACGUCUCUCAAAGGCAGAGCCCUCAGUUGGUUCACUCGUCUUCCACCCAAUUCAAUCGACUCGUUCAACACAUUGUCUUCACAAUUUGCUAUUCAAUUUGCAACAAGUCGUCCUCAUAAUCUAACGUCUUUAUCUUUGGUUGGUAUUAGGCAGGACAAGAAGGAAUCUUUGCGGGCAUUUAUGGAUCGGUUUAACAAGGCUACUCUGGAAAUUCGAGAUCUUAACCCCGCUGUAGCAUUGCAUCACCUCACAACAGCCUUAAAACCGGGGCCGUUUGUCAAUAGUAUUUGUAAAAAGCCUCCUUUGGACAUGAGUGAUUUAAGGAGAAGGGCUGAUAAGUAUAUGCAGAUGGAAGAGUUGGCGGAAUAUCGUAAUCAGGCCCGAGAUGAGUCGUCAAGCAAGGUAGAAAAGCAAACAGAACAGUCAUACAAGGGGAGAGGAAAGGAUAUAUCUCUUCGGGAUCGGCCUAGUCGGGCUACACCACCACGUGCAGAUACUAGUAAAUCUUGUCGGUAUCAUCGCAAUCGUGGACAUUCUACUGAUGAAUGUGCAGCCCUUAGAGACAGAAUUGAAGAUUUGAUUAAGCAACGCAAGUUGCAUAAUUUUGUGGAUCGAACAGGGUUGUCGCAAACUCGCUCAUAUCAACCCAGGUAUCAAGAUCGGCGCAGACAAGACCGUUCCGAUAGAGCCCCUCGUGAAAGAAGCAGGUCACGAGAAAGAAGUAGGUCGCGAGAAAGAAAGGAUACCUCGGCACCAUCACAUAGGAGGGUGAUCAAUACUAUUGCAGGAGGGUUUGCUGGUGGAGGCUCAACUUCAUCGGCUCAAAAGAGGCAUCUUAGAGCAAUUCGAUCGGUUAACGUUGUUCAUAGACAGUCUUCACGGAGGUUACCAGCAAUAACCUUCACCGAUGCUGAUUUCAAGGGUAUUGAUCCAGAGCAAGAUGACCCGAUGGUUAUUAGCGUGGAAAUUCACAAUUGCAUUGUCAAGAAAACAUUGGUUGAUCAGGGUAGUUCAGCAGACAUAUUAUAUUGGAAUACUUUCAAGCAGUUGGCCAUUUCGGAAAAAGAAUUGCUCCCUUAUGAUGACCCGUUGGUCGGUUUUGCAGGAGAAAGGGUCAGUACCCGAGGUUAUAUUAAACUCUUUACACGUUUUUGUUUUGACGAACAACAGAGUAGAGAGGUUCAAGUGAAGUAUAUCGUGGUGGAAGCUAGCACUUCAUAUAAUAUCCUCCUUGGCAGGCCGUCCUUGAAUGCAUUAGGGGCUAUCGUUUCAACACCACAUUUAGCGAUGAAGUUUCCAUCUGAUCAAGGGACAAUAAUUACGAUUCAUGCCGAUCAAAAGGCUGCUAGGGAGUGUUAUUAUGCUAGCUUACGGAUCGCGCCGUUGGAAGAGAAAAAAUCAAAAUCAAAAAGGGUUCAUGCUGUUAACACUUCGGCACUCGGGGAGGAACCUGUUUGGGAUCUUGAUCCAAGAAUGAACAAUGAGGAACGGGUGGAGCCAGUAGAAUCUAAAGUACAAUUUCAGAUCGGUGUACAUCCUAUUCAGGUACACUGA
Molecule: messenger RNA, 2088 nt
Organism: Cajanus cajan (pigeon pea)
Lineage: Eukaryota; Viridiplantae; Streptophyta; Magnoliopsida; Fabales; Fabaceae
Source: RefSeq, a predicted model, not a curated record